GCUUACAUCCACCCGCGCGCUGUUUGUAUCUUGUUCAUAGCAACGCAAAGAACGCAACGAGAGAUACAUUGCAAUCUCACCACAUUGGAGCGUCAUCUCAAGAUGCUGCCACCAAAAGGGAAGAACAAAGCAGCUAGCAUCUGGUCCGUUGACUCGGGCUAUGCAUCAAAUACUCUGGACGAGGAACAUGGUAGCUAUAUGGACUUUGUCGCGAGUCCUACAAUCAGCAAACCAUCAUCAUCCUCGUCUCAGAAAAGCUUUAGCUUGGAAUUUGGUGAUCUCUUCAAGGUCCACGUUGAAGAUCAGCUCCGCCUGCGAAAAUCAGAUUCUCCAUCGGCUCCUGUGACCACGAAGCUUAAUGUGUUUACGACAAAUAUGAGAGCAAGCCACGAUCUCCAAUCACAGACGGCUGGCGUCAAUGAAGAUUGCGUUUUAUGCGCACUUUGGGAUAUUACAAAUCCUGGAGAAAACCUGAAAUGCGAUGGAUGUAAUCGAAAGCUGACAGCCGAGUUCGGUGCUACUGGAAGAUCAGGGCUUCUGCAAAGUUUAGCAGUCGAACAGGAAUCAAUGUAUAUUUCACCCCAAGUGGAGGAACUUGCCGCAUUGCAACUACAUCAUCUACCCAACAAAGUUGAGGAAGGGCAACAUUCAACAUGUAGUAUCUUGGAGCCUAUUAGUUACGACCAGACUACCAUACCUUCUUCCUACAGUCCCGAUACAGGCACUUCUUACCCAGGAUCUCCAAAUGUCAGUUGCGAAGCUAAACGCUCUUCCAUUCAUCGGCCUCCUACAAAGCUUGAGUCACAUGCUUUGCGGCGCCUGAAAUCAUGGAUAAGAGACAACAGCAGCAAUCCGUAUCCUGAUGCUGACACUAAACGUGCAUUGGCUCAAGAGUGUGGAAUCACAGAGAAGCAGGUGAAUACAUGGUUCACAAACGCUAGAGCACGACAAAGAUUUCUACGUCAUGCGGAUAGUUCGCGUCUACAGUCAAAAGGAGAAAGAGAUCCAACAAAGCGCCUCUCAAAGGUCAAAGUGUCGCCAAUACCUGAAGGCUACCGAAGUCUGGAGGAGAUCCAUCAUUCCGAUCACGAAUACGACCCAAAACGUCCAAUAGCGGCUAGGCGAGGCAAAAAGAAAGACUAUAGUCAUUUAAGUACAAUAUCUCCAGUCGCAAAGGUAAUCCCAACCACGACUUGUACCCAAGCACAAGCAACGACCAAAGUCAAAGACAGUACACCAAAUAUGUGGCAAUGCACAUUUUGUUAUCAAAUUGUAGCGCCAAAAUCCUGGCGUCGUCACGAGGAGACUCAGCACCGACCGAAACGGAAGUGGACCUGUUUACACACUGGCCCGAGCUUGGCCACUUCUUCCUAUCCCAUUACAUCCACAACGUGUGUUUUCUGCAUGCUACAGAAUCCUAACAAAGAGCAUCUUCUCCAUUCUCACCGUAUCAGUGAAUGUAUUGCCAAGGCCGAGGAAGACAGAACAUUCUUGCGACCAGAUCACCUACGGCAGCAUGUGAAGAAUUUUCACCAAGCAUCUCUGACUGAUGCUGUGAGAGACCUGUGGAGAACAGAUGGAGUGCGCAAAGAUGGCCCAGAAAGUUGGACCUGCGGUUUCUGUGCUCUUGAGAUGACAGCAUGGGAUGCGAGACAGACUCACAUCGCGGCACAUUUCAAAGAUGGAUUGACAAUGGCAGACUGGAAACCACUUCCUCAGCCUGAAAACACAACUUAUACCAGCAAGAAGCGGCCAAUAUCAGGUGAAGGACGACCAAAUAUGUUUUCUAAAUUUGCCAGGAACUUUACGGGUCUGAACGCGCGACAAGAGGGGCAAAACAUGUCCCAGAGCGGACUCGUACCAACUUUCGAGUACACCACUGAGUACGUACAGCCAGAAGUACCAGUGGCACCUCUAUUGCCAGAUUUAACCUUCGACGACUUUACAACAGCUGUGCAUAACAGUGAGUUCAAUUUUGGCAGCGCGAGUAUGACGGAUUCGUCUGAAGAAGAGACCGCAUCAAAGGAUUCAGAUAUACUGUACCCUGUUAGUGAUAACGAUCUGUGGCUUAAUCAUGACUACCUGGGCAGUCUUUUGUGCAAAGACGAGUACGUUGAUUUUCUCGAUCUUUGGUAGCGAUAUAUCCGCUGCCUGGCAACAUGUACGAGCUUAUUCUUUGUGUGUAUAUACAUGACCCGUAUUCAGACGCCUAAUCAUGAGAUAUUUGCAGUGAGCUGAGGCAUCACAUUUCUGUCAGAAGACGUAAUAUCACGCAGGUGGCUGAUUGACGAG
Bipolaris sorokiniana ND90Pr is the source of this 2292-nucleotide messenger RNA. RefSeq lists its product as uncharacterized. NCBI's taxonomy places the organism in Eukaryota, Fungi, Ascomycota, Dothideomycetes, Pleosporales, Pleosporaceae. The transcript has 2 exons. The record is from RefSeq and is a predicted model, not a curated record. Gene Ontology annotation, biological process: regulation of DNA-templated transcription. The coding region runs from base 103 to 2136 and encodes 677 amino acids. Gene Ontology annotation, molecular function: DNA binding; DNA-binding transcription factor activity, RNA polymerase II-specific.